This is a messenger RNA of Phyllostomus hastatus (greater spear-nosed bat), 854 nucleotides long. It is a transcript of the gene UBE2C, whose product is annotated as ubiquitin conjugating enzyme E2 C. The transcript is spliced from 6 exons. The record is from RefSeq and is a predicted model, not a curated record. The coding region runs from base 29 to 655 and encodes 208 amino acids. NCBI's taxonomy places the organism in Eukaryota, Metazoa, Chordata, Mammalia, Chiroptera, Phyllostomidae.
CCAACACGCCCAGAGAGUCGCAAUUCAAAUGCAAGCGGACUGCGCCGCAGCCCUGCAGUUGCAGCGGUGUCCUCUCACAGGUGUUCUGCCCGUCCCUGCCAACGCUGCCCGCAUGGCCUCCCAGAACCGCGACCCAGCCGCCGCCAGCGUCGCCGCUGCUCGGAAAGGAGCCGAGCCCAGCGGGGGCGCCGCCCGGGGUCCCGUGGGCAAGAGGUUACAGCAGGAGCUGAUGACGCUCAUGAUGUCUGGCGACAAAGGAAUUUCUGCCUUCCCUGAAUCGGACAACCUUUUCAAGUGGGUGGGGACCAUCCACGGCGCAGCUGGCACAGUGUACGAAGACCUGAGGUACAAGCUCUCCCUGGAGUUCCCCAGUGGCUACCCCUACAACGCGCCAACAGUGAAGUUCCUCACGCCCUGCUACCACCCCAACGUGGACACCCAGGGCAACAUCUGCCUGGACAUCCUGAAGGACAAGUGGUCCGCGCUGUAUGACGUCAGGACCAUCCUGCUGUCCAUCCAGAGCCUGUUAGGAGAACCCAACAUCGAGAGCCCCUUGAACACACACGCUGCCGAGCUCUGGAAAAACCCCACGGCCUUUAAGAAGUACGUGCAAGAAACCUACGCGAAGCAGGUCUCCAGCCAAGAAGAGCCCUGACCCCGGCUGUCCCGCCCUCUCCUGGUGCUGUCUUUUAUUUUCUAUUUUUCCCGUAGAUGGUCUGUCCUUGCCUUGAUUUCUGUAUAUGACUCUGUAUCUUCAGUUGUGGUGUCCUGUUUGUUUUAUUUCUGUUUUUUAAAUUAAGUCUCUGGUUGAACUCCUGUGAUGAAUAUAUUAAAUAAAUAUAUAUUGAUGUGUU